This is a messenger RNA of Notodromas monacha, 1579 nucleotides long. The record is from the annotation of a GenBank genome assembly. Lineage: Eukaryota; Metazoa; Arthropoda; Ostracoda; Podocopida; Cyprididae.
AUGACUAUGUCUCGAAACGAAGACGUUUGCGCAAAAUGCGCAUCAGGUCGCGUGGUCGUUAAAAAUUUGCCGUCAUCCUCAUCAUCAUCAUCACCGUGCGUUGUAGUGAUUGUCAGUCCGUCGUGGGUGUCCCGACUAGCGAUUUGCACGAUAAUUUGCGUGCUAAUCAAUUGCUUGGUGGACUGUGCCGAUGGGAAGAACUUGAGCAGUGCUCAGGCCAAGGCUAUCCUGAAAGCUCUGACCACCAGGAGAAGCGAUAGGCAGCCAGCUGCGAGAAAAUUGCCCGGAGCCGGGGACACGUUUUUCAAAGAGGUUUGCGGUCGACAGUAUUUCCCGUCCAGUCGGAUCGUCGGCGGCAACAGGGCCGAAUACGGAGAGUGGCCGUGGCAGGUGUCCCUGAGACAAUGGAGAACAGCAGCAUUUCUGCACAAGUGUGGAGCAGCAUUGCUGAAUGAGAACUGGGCAAUAACUGCAGCCCAUUGCGUCGAGAAUGUUCCACCAGAAGACAUUAUGUUGCGACUCGGGGAGUAUGACUUGGCAUCAGAGAAGGAGCCCUACGGCUACGUGGAACGAAGAGUGCAAAUCAUCGCUUCUCACCCAAACUUCGACCCUCGCACUUUCGAGUACGAUUUGGCACUACUGAGGUUCUAUGAACCCGUGCAAUUUCAGCCAAAUAUAAUCCCGAUUUGUUUGCCGGAAGACGACAAGAACUUCCUGGGAAGCUCGGGAUUCGUCACGGGCUGGGGUCGUCUCUAUGAAGAUGGACCUUUGCCGUCAGUGAUGCAAGAAGUGAUGGUGCCAGUGGUGAACAAUUCCGACUGUGAAGUCAUGUACCGGCGUGCCGGCUACAACGAACACAUUCCCAACAUUUUCCUGUGUGCGGGUUAUGCCCAAGGUGGUUUGGACUCCUGCGAGGGUGAUUCGGGAGGACCUCUAGUGAUCCAGCGAGAAGACUCAAGGUGGCUUCUAGCUGGGAUCAUCUCCUGGGGCAUCGGUUGUGCAGAGCCGAACCAACCCGGGGUCUACACCAGGAUAUCCCAAUUCCGUAACUGGAUCAACCAAAUCAUCGUGUUCUGAUCUUCGCACUCAUCUGCCCCCGAGCAAAGAUUAUUACUAUUUUUUUGUUUGUUCAUUUGUUCAAUUCCAUUUGCUGCUGCUGCUGCUGGCAAUCCGCCGUCGGGUUUUGUUGGUGCUAGGGCGUUUGUUGUUGCUGCCACUCAUCACUGCUGCAAGAAGAAAAAAAAAGGGGCAGGAAAGCCGUUGUUGUUGCUGUUGUUUCAUCAUAAAGACCGACGAGGCAACGAAAGACAAAAAUACGGGGGAAAGACAAAUUAUUUAGCGAAUUAUCCCUUCUUUUUUUUUUGUGUGUGCCUUCAACGCCUCACCGCGAUCUCCUCAAAUUCGCGCGAAAAAAAGAAGAGAUUUUUGAGUGUAGGGAACGAGAAGGAAAUUCGUCGUCGUUGCUUGAAAAUGGUUGGACAAAAAUUCCUCACUUUGAAUUUCUGUAUACUUUCGAUAAAAUUUAGGACACGUUUUAUAAAUCUUUGAGAAUCUGUUUUAUUUUUCAAAGGCGCAAACA